Molecule: messenger RNA, 1671 nt
Organism: Oppiella nova
Lineage: Eukaryota; Metazoa; Arthropoda; Arachnida; Sarcoptiformes; Oppiidae
Source: the annotation of a GenBank genome assembly
GCGACCGCCGGCGCCCAUACGUCCAGCUCUGCGGCCGCCGGACACUACUUCCAGUCCUGUAGUCACCAUCACUUCACGUGCAGUCAGUGCGGAGAGUCGGCCGAUAAGCAUACGGUGCCCGCCAUUCUCCGCCGCUCCCGACUCGAACGCACCGGCAUACCAUAUCUGUACCGGAAAUCCAUGACAAUCGAUGACAUCUACUUUGGGUCAGAUGAUGAUGAAGAGGACGCCGGCGUUCAUACGGAUAGCUACCGGUCGGCGCUCUGGGUAUACAUCGGUCGCAAGGAAGAGGUGGCCGUUUGGAACCAUAGGAACCCAUUGAAUGGCGGACAGGGAGGCUCGGACCAGUCUCUGCCGCGGUCUGAGUCGGAUGAGAGUACUCUAUCGGAAAGGGGUUUCAAAAAACAUUACGAAGCCAUCACUCAUCGGCUCAUACAUAGGAAGGCCAGCGUCGAGAUGUAUAAACGUAUUCUCAACAGAACUUUCGCGAUCGAAAAGGUGUUAACAAUAGUCAAAAGUAACGGUGAGUUCGGGUUUCGUAUACACGGGAGUCGACCGGUGGUGGUGUCGGCCAUCGAAAAAGACACACCCGCGGAGGCCAAUGGACUGGAAGUGGGAGAUAUCAUAGUCUCUGUCAACGACGCCAAUGUCUUAGAGGCCUCUCAUUCAGAGGUUGUGAAGUUAGCUCACACUGGCUCCGAUACUCUUAAGCUGGAAGUGAUCUGCACUUCUAAGUCGCUGAAGAGGAAUCAGGCGCCGGUAGACCAACACGACGUACUCAUGAAUGGCUACCUCUCGCGACUGACGGAAAAGUCAGUCGACCGGUUAGAGAGAGCCACGGGAGUGGUCGACACCACCGCCAGUGCUCAAAGUCAUGGGACCAAUAAGUUAUGGCGUAGGCGUUGGUUUGUCCUGAAGUCCGACUAUUGUCUCUAUUGGUAUAAAAAUCCCAAAAGCACAGAGCCGGUGGGCGCCAUAUCACUGCACGGCUACUGCGCGGGGGUCGCCAACGAGACAAUCGCCGGUCAGUCCCAUGUAUUUCGUUUGGUCCGAUACGCGACGCCUCAGAAGUAUUUUUCGGCCAUCGAUGGCGAGACGGCUAUCCAGUGGGUGUCAACCAUCAACCAGUCGGCCACUCGUAUUAAUCAAGUUGACCCGUACAUCGACAUGACACUGCAUAUGAUCCACAAAAACCCGUUAUCGCUUAAACAUUUGGACUGUUACGGCUACCUGGGCAAAUUCAGUAAACGGCGCAAAGUGUGGCGGCACCGGUACUUCGUAUUGAAGGACGCCUGCCUUUACUUCUAUGCUGACCCUAACUCUAACACCGCUUUGGGUGUUUUCUAUUUACACGGCUAUAAAGUGCAGAGUUGUCUAAUGAUUGGCAAAAAGCAUACCCUGGAAGUCAUACCUCCCGACCCUAAAUACAAACACAUAUGGCUUCUGUCCGAUUCGGAUGCCGACAAAAAACGAUGGUUAGCGGCGUUGGAGUACUCUAUAGACCGAUGGAUUAGAUUGAGAUAAUUAAUGGCCAAACGUUACAAAAACACCAAUUUUUGUAUAAAUAGUGAUAUUUUAAUGAAUUUAUUUAUAAAAACUAAUUGCAAUUAUAUUUAAGCAACAAAAACAAUGAUUACAUGGAUUUUACAAUGGAUUUCCAAUUAUGAACAG